AGUCACAGAACAACGCGCUUCUGUAGAGCACUUCCGCCCGUUCUCCUUCUAUUUCUAAGUGCGACAUCACCGCCUGUCAGGUGCAUUGGUCCCCGAUCCUCAACAUGACGGUCACCGUGAAAGCCUAUCUGCUGGGCAAGGAUGAGAGUCACAAGGAGAUCCGCCGCUUCCAGCUCGAGCUGCCAGUCGCUGGCAAAGGGAAGGCGGCCUCUUCCGGGUCCAGCUGCGAGAUCCUCGCUAACAAGGUGACAGAUGUCUUCCAGGGCCUGAAAGGGGGAGCCUUCCAGAUGUUCUACAAAGAUGAAGAAGGGGACCUGGUUGCAUUUUCUACCGAUGAGGAACUUCAUAUGGGCCUUUCUCUGCUGAAUGAAGAUGUGUUUCGUAUUUACAUUAAAGAGAAGAAAGAGUGCAAACGUGAUCAUCGUGGACACUGCGGGCAGGAAACCCAACAAAACGUUGUUCACCCAAACGUGACCUGUGAUGGAUGUGAUGGUCCUGUAGUGGGAAACAGGUUUAAGUGCCUCAUCUGCCCAGAUUAUGAUCUAUGCAGCACUUGUGAGAAGAAAGGAAUCCACAAGGAACACAACAUGAUCAUGUUCCCUACCCCACUGGUCUAUCCACGUGGCCGUUGGUUCCGUAAAAUGCACCAUGGAGUUCCCAAUUUCCCUUGGAUGCAGGGCUGGACUGUUCCACCCAGAGGAUACCCCUGCCACAAAUAUCAGCAGGCCCAAGAAAGCACCCCUCCUCAGAAUGAACCCCCUGCAGAGGAAGCUGCAGCCUCCAGUGACCCACAGUCUUCUCAAAAUCCCAAUGUUGACUUCCUUAAAAAUGUGGGAGAGAGUGUGGCUGCAAUGCUGAGCCCCCUGGGCAUUGAUGUGGACAUUGAUGUUGAGCAUGGUGGGAAAAGGACCAAAGUUUCGACUUCACAUCCCUGUUCUGUGGACGGAAACUCACAGCCAAACAGCUCCAACUUUUUCAUGGAAAGCCAGGAAAUUGGCAGCCGAUCUGACUCUUCACCUAAUCUCAUGGAAACUGAGCAAAUCGCAAAAAGAAUGAAAGAUAUUGCACUGAAUUCUUCUCUUCCACAAGACAAUGAACAAGGGGAAAACAGCAACGGCACUGCAGUGGGUGAUGACGACUGGACUCAUGUCUCAUCCAAAGAAGUUGAUCCCUCCACUGGUGAACUCCAGUCCCUUCAGCUCAUUGAGACAGGCCAGCCAUGUUCCUUAGAUCCAAAUAGAUCCUCUGCUGUGCCCACACACGCACCUACAGGACUGAGAGAAGCUGCCCUUUAUCCACACCUCCCACCAGAAGCAGAUCCUCGCCUCAUAGAAACCCUUUCACAGAUGCUGUCCAUGGGCUUCUCAGAUGAAGGAGGGUGGCUCACUCGGCUCUUGGAGGCAAAACAAUACGAUAUUGGGUCUGCUCUGGACGCCAUGCAGUCUAUCCGCCACAUUCCUAACUCCUAAGCAAUACAUUGAGUUUAACCAUUCUGUUGUUCUAUUUCUAUUCCUUGUAUUAUCAUAUGUUUAUUAAUGUAAUCUGACUUCACACACUGUUGCGACUUGCGGAAACAAGGGAGACAAAUCCUUUGUUUCUGUUGGAAGUUAAAUAAAAGUUUUUGUUCCUGCUCUAGAGCAUUCAUUUAUUUUAAGGUAUAAUUUCUAUGAUUUUCUCCUUCCAGAGUCAGUCAAGCAAAGGAUACUGUUACCUGACAAAUAUUACUGAGUAUGUAAAGUAAAAUAAGAGUUACCUUUAGUACCACUUUUAAAUGUGCCUGUGUUAUAGUCUUUAUCCUGGUAAUGAACAUAAAAUCACUCUUUUCAGAGUGUGCUGUUCCUGUACGCAAAAUAACAUUGCUCAAUAAAACUUUUAUUCAACACA
Messenger RNA from Xenopus laevis (African clawed frog), 1884 nucleotides. RefSeq names its product sequestosome 1 L homeolog (gene sqstm1.L). Gene Ontology annotation, biological process: regulation of protein modification process; aggrephagy; endosome organization. The record is from RefSeq and is marked provisional. NCBI's taxonomy places the organism in Eukaryota, Metazoa, Chordata, Amphibia, Anura, Pipidae. Gene Ontology annotation, molecular function: zinc ion binding; K63-linked polyubiquitin modification-dependent protein binding; protein kinase C binding. Gene Ontology annotation, cellular component: amphisome; inclusion body; lysosome.